Molecule: messenger RNA, 2890 nt
Organism: Misgurnus anguillicaudatus (oriental weatherfish)
Lineage: Eukaryota; Metazoa; Chordata; Actinopteri; Cypriniformes; Cobitidae
Product: UNC93-like protein MFSD11
Source: RefSeq, a predicted model, not a curated record
CCAAAUACAAGUGAUUCGCAUGUGCUCUGUGUAAACUGUAUAUAGAUCUACGAUCUGCUAAAAAUUUAACCUAUCCUACCUUUACGCGUCGGUGAUGUUGUCUUUCAGCGCUUACACAAUCGACAACCUUUGAACAUGUAAAUAUUUAUAACCCGUGGUGAUGAUUUGACGCACAUUUUUAUAAGACACUUUCGCUGCUACUUUGAAAGGUCGUGGACUUAGACUCUGGCAAAGUGAUAAAUGCGCUUACUGUGAAAGUCUGCAGCUGGCAUCUUUGUGGAUUUGAAUGAGCUAAGGAUGGCUGACGUAAGGACAUAUAAUGUUGUUGUUUUGGGAAUAGGAUUUUUGCUCAUUUUCACAGCAUUCACCACUUGUGGUAACAUCGAACAAACUGUGGUGAAGGGUUUGAAUAACACUACUUUCAGUGGCAGUGGGUAUCACAGCCUUGGAAUAAUAUAUGGAGUUUUUUCAUUCUGUAAUUUAUUAGCUCCCACGAUUGUCGCUAUAAUAGGACCACGGUUUACAAUGUUCUUGAGUGGGAUUCUUUAUAGUGGUUAUAUAGCCGUAUUCAUCAUUCCAUCCACAUGGUCUUUUUAUUUGACUUCAGUGCUAACUGGCAUUGGAGCAGCCAUGCUGUGGACAGCUCAAGGACACUUUCUAGUGGAGAACUCCGAUGUUUCCACCAUCAACCGAAACACAGGAAUGUUUUGGGCUUUACUGCAGUGCAGUAUGUUGUUUGGCAAUCUAUACGUUUAUUUUGAUUGGAAAGGAAAAACUGACAUUUCAGAUAAAGACAGAAAGAUAAUGUUUACGGCCCUGCUGGUUAUCUCAGUGCUCGGGACAGUAAGUUUUCUCUUCUUGAGGAAGGCUCGCGAGAUGGAAGAAGCUCUUUCUGAAGAGGAAUGCCAGUCUCUGUUAUCAACACCACUGAUGUAUAAACAGAGAGCAAGCUCUGCUGUGAGGGAAACCAAAACAGAUUUAAAGACCACUUUGGAAAUCUUCAAAACCAAAACCAUGUUGUUAUUAAGCUUCUGCAUGGCGUACAGUGGUUUAGAGUUGUCAUUUUACAGUGGGGUGUAUGGGACUUGCAUUGGCGCUACGACACAGUUUGGGGUCGCAGCAAAAAGUUUGAUCGGCAUUUCAGGCAUUGUACUGGGAGCUGGAGAAAUAAUUGGGGGAGGAUUGUUUGGCCUUGUGUUCAAGAAUAACCGAUUCAGACGAACUUCAGUGGUCUUUUUGGGAAUGGUUGUGCACUUUUUGGCCUUCUACCUGAUAUUCCUCAAUAUACCAGAUGAUGCACCUGUGAUCCUCAAUACCAGCUCACAACAUACCUCAUAUCUGACGCCAAGUGUUGCCAUUGCCCUGCUGUGCAGCUUUUUGCUCGGCCUUGGAGACAGCUGCUUCAAUACUCAACUUUACAGCAUCCUAGGACAAGUGUAUGCUGAGAACAGUGCACCAGCCUUUGCUAUAUUUAAAUUCAUACAGUCCAUCUUCGCAGCAGUGGCAUUCUUCUACAGUGGCUAUAUUCUCCUAACCUGGCAGCUCCUGGUUAUGGUUAUCCUAGGAUUUAUAGGAACCCUGUGCUUUUUCAUGGUGGAGAGGAUGCAGAAUGUGUCAGCUGAUACACACGAGUAUUAAGAACCAUUGCACAGGACACAUUUCAGUAACAUUUGUACUACUUGCACUAUUUGGAUGUUUUGAUUAGGAUACAUCACUACUUCUCAUUUUAUAAAAAGUGUAUAUUUAAUGCAACUUUUACUUGCUGUGAUAGCCUACUAUUGCAGUUGAAAAAGAACAAUUUGUAAACAAAAUUGUAUAUUUCUAUAAUGCAAUUGUAUUAGUCGAGCAUUUCAGUUAAUUUCUCAAUGGAAAUUGUGAUGUAUCUUCAGAUGUGAUGCAUGUGCCUACACAAAGAGUUAAGUUAGUCUUGUGGAAAUCCUCAGGGUUCUGCUGUAUUCAUUUACAUGUACAAGUGCACAAUUUUAUCCAAACUGACUUAGUAUGCAUUCAAGCUAUACAUUUUUUAUCAGGUUGUAUGUUCCCUGUGGAUUUCUUAUAGAGCUGUAAUUGAAAAUGAUUCAUAAGAUUCAAUACAUUUUUAGAUUUCAGAAUAUGUUCCUAACGCAUUUCAAAGGUAAACUUUACAAUUAUUGGAUAGUUUUUAAAACUAUAUACAUUGUUUUCAGAAAAUGAAACUUUAAACAUUACACAUAAAUAAUUGUAAUCUUGUCUAGCCUAAAGCUCUUUCGCAAGACAAACAGAACUGGUUUAAGCAAGAUUUUAUCUGACUGCUAAACAGUUUAUGCAAUUGUUUAUGACAAGUCUAUCAUGAAGGUCUGGACUAUAUGCAUGUCUCUAAUUGCUCUUUGUUUUAAUCCCUUGUUCUGUUUCUGAAGCCAUAACUAACACAUUUCUCCUAAGCUUUCAAAAACGAGCUAAAGAUUGCCAAAUGAUAUACUUUUUAAUAAAUGCUCAGUAAUAUAUCACUUUUACAAAAACAUAUCCAUCACAGCAACACAGUUUUGCUGUGAUGUAUAUGAAGGCUGCGUAGUGUGACAUCACUCAAGUUAUUUGACUGCAUUUGCCUUGUUUACAGUUUGCUUUAGGUAUAACAUGGCUUGAUUAAAUAUUUAUUAUUUUUACAUUUGUAUCACUAACACCUGUCUAACACACACUGCACAAAAGACAAUGUUUAUUUGCAGCUAUGCAAACAUUGCAUCAAGUGUCAUGUUGUAAAUAUGCAAUAAUUGUAAAGUGUCAGAUACUUGUUUGUAUUAAGCCUUUUGUGCCAAAUGUAUUUUUGCAUUUGUUAAUUGACAAUCAACACAAAACACUUUUUUAUGUUUAUUAAGUAUUUAAGACAAAUAAUAAAACAUGUUUGUGUGUAUUA